UCCCAAAAUAUAUUUGUCUGAAACAGUCAAGAAAGAAGACUCACGUCGCCACUUAGCCUAGCUUUGUCUGCUUAUUCUUUGUUUCAAAAGGAUUCCUUUUUGUGAAAGAAGAAAAAAAACGGUAGUAGGAGAGUGUGAGAAGAAGAAGAUGGCACUCAUCCCUUCUUCCACUACUAAUGAAAUAUGGCCACAGAUAGAUGAGAAAAAUAACUUGAUGAUGGCCUCAAAUGGUAGCAGUAGUAGUAAUACUAGAGAUAUGGAGAAGCCAAUUCCAGAUCCAUCACAACAACCACCACCACCACCACAUCUGAAAUGUCCUCGUUGCGAUUCGUCUAAUACGAAGUUUUGCUACUACAACAACUAUAGUUUGUCUCAGCCAAGACACUUUUGCAAGGCAUGUAAAAGGUAUUGGACUAGAGGAGGAACCUUAAGGAAUGUACCAGUUGGAGGUGGCUGUAGGAAGAACAAGAGGAUUAAGAGACCAUCAACUAAUUCUUCUUCUUCUUCUUCUUGUACUGCUCAUGAUAUAAUUACUACUUCAACUCCAAAUAUCUCUACUUUAAACCCUAGCCACCAUGUAGCCCAUAAUAGUAUUGAUAUAUCUUCUACAAAUUCUAUCAAUCCUUUAUUUUAUGGGUUGACUAGUGAGAGGUCUGAUCUCAACAUUCCAUUUGCAAGGCUUUUCAAUUCUAGGGUUUCGAGUCAUGCUACAGUCGGUGAGGGACAAGUGUAUUCUCUGACAGACAGUAUCCCUGGAUUAAUGGAUCGUCGUAUGGGGUUAGGGUUUUCUAAUUCUUCUGUAGGGGGGGUCAAUAUUAUGGGUGAGAAUAAUAAUUAUGGGCAUGGUGGGUUCAAUCCUAUUAAGCAAAUCCAAGAUGUUGUCAUGACUAGUAAUUGUACUACUUCUUCAACUUCACUUCUUUCAACCUACCCCAAUAUGUUUGGAUCUUCAACAUCAACUUCAACUAUGGCUUCUCUUAUAGCUUCAAGCCUUCAGCAACAAAAGUUCAUGUCCAAUAUUAAUGGUAACAAUUUUCACAACUUGGCUCCUAAUUAUGAGGAAUUGCAAAUGUCAAGGGGGGACAACAACAACAACAACAGUAAUGUUCAUGAAGGUGGUGGAAAUGGGAUCACAAUGUUGAAAGCUGAGAAAAUGGAUCUUUCAAAUCAUCAGAUUCAUGAACAAAUUAUUAAUUCAUCUGAUCCUUCACUUUCUUGGAAUGGUGCUUGGCUUGAUCCUUCUAAUAUGGGGUCUAAUUCAGUCCCUUCUCUCAUCUAGGACAAGUACAUUUAAUUUGUCCUUUGCUUUUCCUCCCCCCCCCCCCCCCCCCCCUUGAUCUCCCUCUCAUUUUUAUUAACAUGUGUCUUUUCCUAGCUAGAUAGGUACUUUUUCGUCUAUGUUGUUCGGAUCCUCCAAUAAUAUCGUUGUAUUAGUGUCGGAUACACAUAUCAAACGGAAUUUUUGAAGGAUCCGAACAAUACAACUUCUUUAUCUCCCUUCUACUAAAAUGUCAAGACUAUAUAUAGGACAAAAAGAAAACAUUCAGCUGACUUCAUAUUGAUGGAAGGAGUUGGAUCGGAGUGAUCAUGUCAGCUGCAAGAUGAUUUUCAGCCCUUCAUACUAAUUUUUACAGUCAAAAGGUUGAAGAAAUUCUCUCUCAUUUUGCGCUGAGAGGAACCUCGGAUCCUAUUCAUUCCAUCACAAUACCAAGUUUUCUUUUAUCAUGAAGAGUACAACAUUCAGAGUUGAAGAAGAAGAUGUUUUCAUUCUAGUUCCAGUGAGUUAGUUUUAAUUUUAAUGUUAUUUUGUAUGUAUAUAGAUGCAUCACAUUGCAAUUUUUUCUUGAUGUAUUUUUCAGAAUGUGUAUUAGGUUUUGGGUGGGGGUUACAAUGUUGGAGUCCUCAUACAUGAGGAAUUAACCAACAAUGAUAAAAAAAAAUUUAUUUGAGUUUUUUUUUUUUCUCAUUUUUUGAGAAAUUCCUCUUUCCUUGUAGUUUAGGGGGAGAUGGUUGGGGUAUAUUUGGGUAUAGAAGAAAGGGAGACUUUGUUGCUUUAAUAUGGUUAUGAUUUUACUAAGUUGGCCAUGCCAUUUUUUUUUUU
This is a messenger RNA of Capsicum annuum, 2101 nucleotides long. RefSeq names its product dof zinc finger protein DOF1.4. The transcript has 2 exons. Lineage: Eukaryota; Viridiplantae; Streptophyta; Magnoliopsida; Solanales; Solanaceae. The coding region runs from base 149 to 1279 and encodes 376 amino acids. Gene Ontology annotation, biological process: regulation of DNA-templated transcription. Gene Ontology annotation, molecular function: DNA-binding transcription factor activity; DNA binding. The record is from RefSeq and is a predicted model, not a curated record.